UUUAUGGCAACAGCAUCUUGAAACAAAAUGGUGGAUUCUUUUUCAGUAGCUUCAAUGUAAUUGCAAUAGAAUGACCGUGGUUUCAGUAAAGGCCUUAUUUGCUUAAAAUUCAGAUUUCUAACAUUUUUAAAUACUGAAUUGCGAUGAGUUUCAACAAUGGUCCAUACAUUUUCAGCGACGUGCCUGGAUUUGAAGCUUCUAAAGGCGAACGACUAGUGCCCUCUUGUAAUAUAAAUAUGAACAUGAAUAACUUGGGAUCUACUGAUAUCGCGUCUGAAGUUGUUGUUUCGGACACUCGUGAUGUUGAAAUUGCAGAUAUCCUUGUUGGCAUGCCAGCUGAGACUGUUAACGUCACUUGUGAAGUUAAUGAAGAACAACCUUUGAUAUCUUUACAGCCAUUAUUAGAUGCAUCAAGCCAAGGAAUUAUACUUCAACCUCAAGAAGAAAUCGUAGGUGCUGACUCCGAGUCCGAAGGAUUAUCGGCAUAUGAACAUAUACCUGUUUCUACCAAUGAUGUUAUUCUGGACCCUUCUUCUGGCCAAGGAAAUAAACGUGGUAGGAAAGGCAAAAAAAUUGGAAAUAAAGGAAAACUAACUGGCGAACAAUUGUCCGAAAAUAAGCGUGCAGCCCGUAAGUGGGAUCGCAAACAAGUGCAAAUUAAAACUUUGGAAGGUGAGUUUUCGGUUACUGUAUGGGCAUCUGGUAGUGAUGAUGACAAAAAAGGCAUGUCAGUGGAGGAUUCAAUGACUCCUGAGCCAGAUCCUGACUAUACUGAAUACAUGACAGGAAAAAAGGCUCUUCCUGGUGGUAUACCUGGUGUUGACUUAAGUGAUCCAAAACAGCUGGCUGAGUUUGCUAAGAUGAAACCUCGAAAACAGAAUGAUGACAUUGCACGAACAAUAGCCUGUCCUCACAAAGGCUGCAACAAAAUGUUUCGUGAUAACUCAGCAAUGAGGAAACAUCUGCAUACUCAUGGUCCCCGAGUUCAUGUUUGUGCUGAAUGUGGGAAAGCAUUUGUUGAAAGCUCCAAGUUAAAAAGACAUCAAUUAGUUCACACAGGAGAAAAGCCUUUUCAGUGUACUUUUGAGGGUUGUGGUAAACGCUUUUCUCUCGACUUCAAUUUGCGAACUCAUGUGCGAAUUCAUACAGGAGAUAGACCUUAUGUUUGUCCAUUUGAUGAGUGUAAUAAAAAAUUUGCACAGUCAACUAAUCUGAAAUCCCAUAUCCUUACCCAUGCAAAGGCUAAAUUUGAAGUGUAUAAUUAAACAAUUUCAUCAAUUUUUAUAACCAGAUAUAUAUUUCAUAUGAUUAGUUUACAAAUUAUUUUUCAUGAUUAUUAGAUCAUUUAAUUAGAUUUCAAUUAUGAACUUUAUUUUCCUGAGUAUUUCUAAAAAAAACUGUUAAAAUUUUUUUUAGCUUUUGUGUUGAUGGAUUGUACAGUUUUAGCUGCUGUAUAAGAUGCCUGUUAGGUAGAUUUCAAACAAUAGCAAGUUGUAUUUAUUUUGGUGCUAAAAUAUGUACAAUUUCUGACCAUUAGCAUGUGUACUGCAACUUUCCGACUUAAAUAUGGAAAUUUGUGUACUAUUUACAAAGACUGUAUCUGGAACAUUCAAUGGAUAAAUUUGAGCUAAAUCAUUUCUUAAUGUAGGGUACCCAAAAUUUAUUUUUUUGAGUAUAUAAAGUUGAUAGUUUAAUAUGUCACCGAAACAGUUUUAAAAUUAAAAAGAAAAGAUAAUAAGGGAAAAGUUUAUUAUUUAAUUAUGUUCAUGCUUUGUUUAUGGUCAAACAUAUGUUUUUUUUAUGGUCAAACAUAUGCUUUUCUUAAAUUUAAAAAAAACGUAAACUGUGAGAAACAGUUAGCUAAGUGUGAUAAGAUGUGAUAUGUGUAUAUGUAUAUGUUCAUUUUAAACUUGUCAACUUGAUAUAUAUAUAUAUAUAAUUCUGCAUAUCUAUGCAGAUCUUGUAGUAUAGUAACUAUUAUACAUGUGCUUUAUUUCUUAAUUUUGUUUUCCAAUGGUACACUAUUUUGAGUGCAUUGAUGCUUUAAUUAAUAAUCCUCAUACAGAUAUUCAAUUAUAUGCAUUCUUAUUCUUAUAAAUGUACUUAUUAUUGUUCUUUUCACUCCCCAACCCCAUUUUCUUAAAAUGUCUCGCUCCUGAUAUUUUUACUUUUCUUAAAAGAACUUAUAAUACUUAAAAGGAGACAAUUUCUUUGUUAAAUAAUUAUUUUGGAAGAAUUCUUUAUAUCUGAUGGAUGAUUAAUUAAUUUGCAGACAGAUAUUUAGUCAAAAAUAUUUUCUUGUCUGUUUUUUAAUAUUCGGCAUAGGUAUCCUGUAGAAUCUUUGAAUAAAAAAUAAUUUCUCAGAAUAUUUAAAUGAAGAGCAUAAUAAUUUCUAUUAUUGAUUUAGCAUAAAUGUAAUGAAAUGUUGUACCAGUCACUGAAGAUACAACAUCACUUCACUAAUUGUAUUCUUUCUUCGUCAUUUUAUUUUUAAUGCCACUUUUUUUCAUCGCUUUUAUUUUCUUGUACCAUUUUUUAUGACUAGACAUUGAUUUUAAUUAUGAAAAAAAAAAUGCACUUGGAGAUUACACAGGGUUUUUGUAACAUAAAUUCUUUAAUUUUAUGUAUUUUAAAAGAGAACAUCUCUACAUGAAUUUCAUUCAUAUAAUUUCUUAUUAAAUAUUUGAAUAGUUUCUUCCAUUAAGUUUUAGGUUGAAUUAAAAAAAAAAAAUUAUUUUAUACCAAUUGCUGAAAGUUGCAUUUUUAAAAAAAUGAAUGGUGCAAUUGCAAUAUCUCUCCAGGUAUAUAUAUAUAUAUAUUUAGUUAUAUCUUUUGUGUAGAUAUUGAAUUUUUUGAGAAUAAUUUCAUUGAAUGUUUAUUAUUCUCGUAACUUAUGGAAAAUGUGGAAUUUUACAAGUUUAAUAUUAAUAAGUGGUCUUCAAACUUUAUAGGCUCACAGCAUGUUUAUAUGACCCUUUGGCAUGACAGUAUACCUUUCUCUAAAGUAUAUGUAUGUUAGAUGUUUGUAGUUAUGUUAUAUAGGUGUUGUCGAUAGUGAAAGAAAAAAAAAAGACACUUUGAAAUUUGCAUAAUGAAAUUUUAUUUCUCAAUUCAAUAAUAACAUAAUUUGUUCUGCUGGUAUCAUUAACUCUUAACAUCAUUAAAUCUGGUGAAUAGAAUGUCUUGCGAUUUUUUAUACAAGCAAUUUGAAAUCUAGCUCUAUAGAUGAUAAUCUGCAGGCACAUUUCAUAUUCAUCAUUAAGCUCUUACUAAUAUCAGUGUUUCUAAUCUUGAGGGGAUUAUAUUUUUUUGUCCACUUGUAGAAGCCCUAAGAGCAUCUUCCGGCAGCCUAGGGUUUGAAGAUUGCUGAUCUAAGUAAUUGUUAAAAAUGUUUUCAAGAUGUAAAAUUUACUAUAAAAAGUUUAUUUAAUGGAACUCUUACUUAUAAGGGUACCCUAUUUGUUAAGUAGUUAUAUUCUCUUUUGAAAAGGGAAAAGAAAAAAGCUAUACAUAUGUAUUGAACUUGAGUUUAAUAUUGUUUUUCUGUGGUGUUUCAUACAUAUUUCUUGAUUUGUAUUGUAUAGAGGAUUUAAAAGCCCAAGUGGUAGGCUUUUUGUUGUAUAUAAAUUGUUUUGCAUAUUGCAAGCAACCUAUAUUAUAUAUAUAUAUAUAUAUAUAUGUGACCAUUUUCUGUUUGAAUGUGUGUUGUCAUGUGAAAUUAUUGCAUUCUAUAUUGCAAUAUUUCUUUUAUAAAAAUUUAAUGACAUGCAUUAAUUAAUACAUCUAAUUAAACCAACAAACUAUACUUGAUUAAUUAUUGAUUAACUUUUGGCUAUGUAGAUUCUUAGACAAAAAUGAUAUUUUUUCUCACCAGAUAUUUACAAAAUGCUUGUUUUUUA
This is a messenger RNA of Argiope bruennichi, 3899 nucleotides long. RefSeq names its product transcriptional repressor protein YY1-like. NCBI's taxonomy places the organism in Eukaryota, Metazoa, Arthropoda, Arachnida, Araneae, Araneidae. The coding region runs from base 144 to 1265 and encodes 373 amino acids. The transcript is spliced from 2 exons. Gene Ontology annotation, cellular component: transcription regulator complex; PcG protein complex. The record is from RefSeq and is a predicted model, not a curated record. Gene Ontology annotation, biological process: regulation of transcription by RNA polymerase II. Gene Ontology annotation, molecular function: RNA polymerase II cis-regulatory region sequence-specific DNA binding; DNA-binding transcription factor activity, RNA polymerase II-specific.